Molecule: messenger RNA, 2133 nt
Organism: Cynocephalus volans (Philippine flying lemur)
Lineage: Eukaryota; Metazoa; Chordata; Mammalia; Dermoptera; Cynocephalidae
Gene: EFHC1
Product: EF-hand domain containing 1
Exons: 12
Coding region: 124-2046 (640 amino acids)
Biological process (GO): cilium-dependent cell motility; mitotic spindle organization; mitotic cytokinesis
Cellular component (GO): mitotic spindle; axoneme
Molecular function (GO): calcium ion binding; alpha-tubulin binding
Source: RefSeq, a predicted model, not a curated record
UGGGACUGGAGCCCUUUUCCCAGAGUAGGGGUAAAAGAAUGCCUGAACUGACAGCGCCGGCGGCGUGAGGGCAACCGCAGAGGACCAAGCCGGACCUGGGUGGCGGCGGCGAUACCGACUGCGAUGGUGUCCAACCCCGUGCACGGCCUGCCCUUUCUCCCGGGCACGUCCUUUAAGGACUCCACGAAAACAGCCUUCCAUAGAAGCCAGACGCUGGGCUACAGGAAUGGCUAUGCAAUUGCUCGGCGUCCAACAGUUGGGAUAGGUGGGGAACGGCUCCAGUUCAACCAGCUGUCCCAGGCUGAACUGGAUGAGUUGGCCAGUAAGGCACCGAUUCUAACUUAUGGCCAACCUAAGCAGGCCCCACCUGCGGAUUUUAUUCCUGCGCAUGUAGCUUUUGACAAAAAGGUGCUGAAAUUUGAUGCCUACUUUCAAGAAGAUGUUCCUAUAUCAACUGAAGAACAUUAUCGAAUCCGUCGAGUGAAUAUUUACUACUACCUAGAAGACGACAGCAUGUCUGUCAUAGAGCCUGUUGUGGAAAACUCUGGGAUUCCUCAAGGCAAGUUCAUCAAACGCCAGCGGCUAGCCAAGAAUGACCAGGGAGACCAUUACCAUUGGAAGGACCUAAAUCGAGGAAUAAAUAUCACAAUUUAUGGCAGAACUUUCCGCAUCGUUGACUGCGACCAAUUCACACAGGUAUUUUUGGAAAGUCAAGGAAUUGAAUUAAAUCCACCAGAGAAAAUGGUUCUCGAUCCUUACACUGAACUCCGGAAACAGCCUCUUCGUAAGUAUGUCACCCCGUCGGACUUUGAUCAACUCAAACAGUUUCUCACCUUUGACAAACAAGUUCUUCGGUUCUACGCAAUCUGGGAUGAUACGGACAGCAUGUUUGGUGAAUGUCGAAAGUAUAUCAUUCAUUACUAUCUUAUGGAUGAUACAGUGGAAAUCCGAGAGGUUCAUGAACGGAAUGAUGGGCGAGAUCCUUUCCCACUCUUAAUGAAUCGUCAGCGCAUGCCCAAGGUUUUGGUGGAGAAUGCAAAGAACUUUCCUCAGUGUGUGCUGGAAAUCUCUGAUCAAGAGGUGCUGGAAUGGUAUACUGCCAAAGACUUCAUUGUUGGGAAACCACUCACUAUCUUUGGGAGAACUUUCUUCAUUUAUGAUUGUGAUCCAUUUACUCGACAGUAUUACAAAGAGAAGUUUGGAAUGCCAGAUUUACCACGUAUUGAUGUGAGCAAGCCAGAACCACCUCCUGUGAAACAGGAAUUGCCUCCAUAUAAUGGUUAUGGAUUCGUUGAAGAUUCAGCUCAGAAUUGCUUUGCUCUCAUUCCAAAAGCUCCAAAAAAAGAUGUUAUUAAAAUGCUGGUGAAUGAUAACAAGGUGCUUCGUUAUUUGGCUGCACUGGAAUCCCCUAUCCCAGAAGACAAAGGCCGCCGAUUUGUCUUCUCUUAUUUUCUAGCUACUGACAUGAUCAGUAUCUUUGAACCUCCUGUUCGCAAUUCUGGUAUCAUUGGGGGCAAGUACCUUGGCAGGACUAAAGUUGUUAAACCACACUCCACGGUGGAUAACCCCAUCUACUAUGGCCCUGGUGACUUCUUCAUUGGUGCUCUGAUUGAGGUGUUUGGCCACCGGUUCGUCAUCCUCGAUACAGAUGAAUAUGUUUUGAAAUACAUGGAAAGCAAUCCUACCCAGUAUUCACCAGAAGCACUCUCAUCAAUUCAGAACCACAUCCGAAAGCAAGAAGCUCCUGCACCAAAAUUGGAAAACAAGCAAAAUGAAGAGGAUCCAGGCAUGCAGGAACUGGAAGCAUUAAUAGACACAAUCCAGAAGCAACUGAAAGAUUAUUCAUGCAAAGACAACAUUAAUGAGGCAUUUCAAAUUUAUGACACGGAACAUACAGGAUACGUGGACAGAGAGAGAUUUUUUAAAAUCUGUGAAUCUCUCAAUGUCCCAGUUGAUGACUCCUUAGUUAAGGAGCUAAUCCGAUUGUGCUCUCAGGGAGAAGGCAAGAUUAACUACUAUAACUUUGUUCGUGCUUUUUCAAACUGACCUGGCUGAUGAGAGAAUGCAUACAACUUUUUGAUGUUGGUCCUACACUUUGAAAUAUACCUUGUACUCUUCAUAGAGGCAUUUACA